AUCUCUCCUCCUCCCACGUUAUAUGGCCAUGCUCGGUGAAAUCCAACACUUUACGUUGGCCGACCCAAGAUGGCGAAGCUCUACGAACUUAGAAAAUAUUUUCGGAGGGAAGAUACAUAGGAAAAAACAGUCCAAAAGGUAGAUUUCGUGGCGUUUUCUCUUAUAUCGACUCCCUUUGUUGAGGGAAAUUAAUAAAUCUCAGAAGAAAAACUUGGAUAUUGACAGAGUUUGGGUAUCCCUCCACCUCCUCCUUCUCCUCCUCCUCGUAACUCCUUAGUUGUGGACGUUGUUAUUACUUCUGCUGCCAGAAUGCUUAUUCUUCUCAUCCUAUUAUGGCUAAACAGGAGAGAUCACAAAUGUUGGAAGAGUUUGUCCAAGAAACUGGCUUGGAUCGAAGAUUUGCUCAGAAUGUCUUGCAAGAAAGUAACUGGUGUCUCAAGGAUGCACGUAAAAUUCUGCAGCCUCUUACUAUAACGGAAGCCAGUGUGCAUCCGUACCAACCUCAGUAUGGAGUCGAGAGGCAAGCCAACACGACAGUUCCUGCUCCUCCUUCUUCUCAUGUGUCAAUGGCCAGCAUGAGUCGAGCGCCCCGUGGUGGUGGGCGUACUUCAGCUCUGGCCCCUACCACAGCCCAGCAUUAUUACGAUAGUGCUGUCGCUUGCCUGGAAUCAAACAAAGACUUACCUUCCUCUCGUUCUCCCUAUUGCACAACAGAUGGCAGUGCCACGACUGCUGCUGCUCCUACGGGUGGCAUACACAGAGCAGUCAGUGGGGCUCCGCUCUCACAGGGUACCCCUUCAGCUUUCAGUAACGGGGCAGUACUACGCCCCUCGGCAGGAGGUAUCAGCUCAAGGCAAAUGUACUCUGUUGAUUAUGAUUUCAAUGAAAGUAGGAGAUAUGGCCCCGUUAAAGGGGGCGCUAUCGAACGGACUGUUCCUAUUCAUAUCGAGAAAGGGUACGGCAGCAACCACUCGGCUACCACUUCCUCCACAACUAAUAGGACUGCAACGUUGAGCAACAGCCCAGCAAACAGCCACUUUUACCCUAUUCAGGACUCUCUCCCUAAAGUGACCAGCAACUCUCAGGAUAUCAGUUUGUCCAGUCAAUGUGAUGGUCAGCAGCAGGCAAACAGCAGUGACCACCACAAGCAGGGAACAUCUCCAUCGCUUGGACAAGUCAACUGUCCAACUCCUGAAGCUUCUUCAGUCGAUCCACAUCACAAAUUGAAGCGUGGAAUAUCGAAUACAGUCGAGAAUGUGCCAUUAGUGAGUAAAGUCAGGAACGAUGUUCUCCAAGACAUUGAAGAAUCCAGCCAUGACCAUAUGUAUACCCAAACCUUUGUCUUACCUGACUUGUCGGUUUAUUCUGAAGAUUUCCGCAUGUUUCUGGAACGAGACCUUGUCGAAACAUCAACACUAGUUUCACUUGAACAAGCUGGCCGUUUAAACUGGUGGUCAACUGUAGGUGUUUGUCAACGUUUAAUGCCAAUGGCUACAACUGGUGAUGGUAAUUGUCUCUUACAUGCAGCUUCGUUAGCUAUGUGGGGUGUGCAAGAUAGAGAUUUGAUACUUCGUAAAGCUCUUUAUGACACGAUGACAAAGGAAAUCUAUCGAGGGGCACUGUACAGACGUUGGCGGUGGCAGCAGACCCUUCUGAACAAGGAGUCUGGUUUGAUUUUCUCUGAAGAUGAAUGGAAAAGUGAAUGGAGUAAUUUGUUGAAGUUAGCGUCUCCUAAACCUCGUUCUAUUAUGUCUACAACUACUGGCAGUGCCUCAUCUCCUUCGUCGUCCCCUUCAUCUCAAGCUAACCAAAGUUUGAAAUCACCAUCAGGCACAUCGCCUGUGGUCUAUGAAAGUUUGGAGGAAUUCCAUGUUUUUGUACUUGCUCAUGUUCUCCAAAGACCAAUUAUCGUUGUUGCUGAUACAGUUCUUCGUGAUGCUAAUGGAGAAGCAUUGGCACCCAUCCCAUUCGGAGGGAUCUACCUGCCGCUAGAAUGUGAUUGCCACACCUCGAACCACACACCACUCUUACUCACCUAUGAUGCUGCACACUUCUCUGCUCUGGUGCCCAUGGCAACUGAUUGCUACAGUGAUAAACUCUCAGAGUGUUCAGCUGCAAUUCCUCUGGUUGAUCCUAAUUUUGAACUUCUCCCAAUCCACUUCCCGAAUGAUCCAACGGAUAAAAUAAACUGGAAGAUGCACGAAAAGAAUCCUCAACCUUCAGAACUUGGUUUAGAUGAACGACUUCUGCUUCUACAGAACUAUUUGGAGCUUGAUUGGUUGCCAAUGACCCACCCUAAUGAAUUGGAAGACACUGAAUGUAUGGACCAGAAAUCCUGUGGCUCACACGAAUCGGAUCAGAGUGAUGUGAGUAGCUGUGGAGGUUCAGUGUCGGGGAAUACGACGGCGAAAGAGAAGAAGAAAGACUUGAAGGAGAAACGGAUGAGUCAACAGAUGCAAACAGUUGCCAAACAGUUUGGCAGCAUCGGUAAAUCAAUGGGGAAAAAACUGAAAAAGAACUUCAGCAUUGGUAAAUCGGGGAAGUUGUUACCCCCGGAAGUCGGUGAAAAGUUGAGUCGACCAACGUCGGUCGGGGGUGGGGUCACUCAAAGUACGAAACUAACUAUUAGUAUAGCCAUGUUUCUCGAGAGAGACAAAGUCCUAUGUGCCAAACUGUCAACAAACAAAACUUCAGUUCAAAAAGAACUAAUUCGUAAUUAUUUAUUCAAUGCAAAUAAAAGAUUUGAGAAAGAGGUUGAAAGUCGUCGGAAACGUGAAGAGGAAGGAUUCGGUCGCGGUGCUGUAAACCGUCGGGAGAGGUCUUGUUUACCGACCAAGUGUGUUACAACGGACUGUAAUAUGUACGGGACUGUGGAAACCUCGUAUUUGUGCUCUAAGUGUUACUCUCAGCAAAAACAGCAGGCGAUGAACCAGGAGAAAAGCAAAAGUCAGGUAGGUGGUAUUUACAAUACAUACCCUUGUCAUGGAAAAUGGUCUGAGCAGAUCCCGGCUCCCAUGUACGCACAGACGCAUAGCAAGUCCAAGUUCUUCACCAGUGCCAUGGACAAGGGGUGUAACACUAUUCCCACAACCAGUGUUGGCAUGGUAACGAGGAGUGUGCCUGAGCAGCAGCGCGGCUCCCAGACUCUGCCUGCAACAUUCGGCAAGCAACGUCCCUCUUCACUGGAAUUCUUGGCUGGCGGCGGCGGCAGUACCAACAGUUACGGGGGAGAAGACGUGGAUGCAGACCUCAACAGCGAGAUGAAACAGUUGUCGACUAACAUACCUUCACAUGAAGAUAUCACUAUUGUUACCUCUACUACUACAUCUACAUCUAUCGCAACUACUACAGUUACUAGUAGUACCACUGCGGCUACUAGUACUACUACUGUUUCUUCGUCGUGUGAGUUUACACCUGUCCAGCCUCAACUAGCGUUGAACGAGAGGGGUUUGCCGAUAGUGGUCAACAACAACCAACCCUGCUGUCGUACACCAUCUCCUGACUAUGACAACGUGGACUACCUGAGUUUUAAGAAGAACAACUUAAAUCAGGCCGAAUCGGUUAUGGAUUGCGCAAACAAAACCAGCUUGUUGUAUGUGUCAGGGGUGGACGGCGCCAACACGCCAAUUCAUUGCCUGACGAAAGGAUGCGAGUUCUACGGAAGCCUUGACAGAAAUUCUUUAUGUUCGAAAUGUUACAGAGAAAGUACCAAAUCUGAUGCCAUAUGCCAUCCAGCUAAGCCGGGUAAAAUUUGAGAUGAUAAAAAAAAACAAAAAUACAGACAUUUUUAAUUGGGGUUUUUUUUUUUCAAAUUUUGGUGAAAUAUAAAAACUUUUUUUUAAAAAACACAAACAUGAUUUUACUGUAUUGUAAAAAGGAAAAGGUUUUCUUUGAGUACCAAAGAAGUUUUGUAUUUUGUGUAUUUAUAAUUUUAUAUAUAUAUAUAUAUAUAUAUAUAUAUAUAUAUAUACAUUACAUGCAUAUUUGUGUGUAUAUAUGUGUACAUAUGUGUCUAUACAUAUACACACACACACAC
Messenger RNA from Octopus sinensis (East Asian common octopus), 4036 nucleotides. Its product is annotated as OTU domain-containing protein 7B. The transcript is spliced from 10 exons. The record is from RefSeq and is a predicted model, not a curated record. Lineage: Eukaryota; Metazoa; Mollusca; Cephalopoda; Octopoda; Octopodidae. Gene Ontology annotation, cellular component: cytoplasm; nucleus. Gene Ontology annotation, biological process: protein deubiquitination involved in ubiquitin-dependent protein catabolic process; protein K11-linked deubiquitination; protein K63-linked deubiquitination. The coding region runs from base 333 to 3755 and encodes 1140 amino acids. Gene Ontology annotation, molecular function: DNA binding; zinc ion binding; K63-linked polyubiquitin modification-dependent protein binding.